Molecule: messenger RNA, 2393 nt
Organism: Suricata suricatta (meerkat)
Lineage: Eukaryota; Metazoa; Chordata; Mammalia; Carnivora; Herpestidae
Gene: ALOX12B
Product: arachidonate 12-lipoxygenase, 12R type
Exons: 14
Biological process (GO): lipid oxidation; linoleic acid metabolic process
Cellular component (GO): perinuclear region of cytoplasm
Molecular function (GO): protein binding; arachidonate 12(S)-lipoxygenase activity; iron ion binding
Source: RefSeq, a predicted model, not a curated record
CCGGCAGCCCAGACGCCUGCUCACCCGCCAGCCCGCCCCACUCCUGCCUGCCCGGCUCCCGGCCCGCAGAUCUGGGCAAUCUGGGCUCCGGGCUGCCCGAGGGGCCAGACGUCCUUGCCUCACCUGUCCCUCUGGGAAGGCUGGCCCCUUCCACGACUCCCCGCGUGGCUCCCCCUGCCCAGCCUGGGCCCCUGCGCAGCACCCCCGACGGCGUCUGGACUCCAGCCCUCCCUCCCGCCUCCUGAGGAUAGCCAUGGCCACCUACAAAGUCAGGGUGGCCACGGGUACCGACCUCUUGUCGGGAACGAGGGACUCGAUCUCGCUGACCAUUGUGGGGACCCAAGGAGAGAGCCACAAGCAGCUGCUGAAUCAUUUCGGGAGAGACUUUGCGACUGGGGCGGUGGACGAGUACACGGUCCGCUGCCAGCAGGACCUAGGGGAGCUCAUCAUCAUCCGUCUGCACAAGGAGCGCCACUCCUUCCUGCCCAAGAACUCCUGGUACUGUAACUACGUGCAGAUCUGCGCGCCGGGCGGCCGCGUCUACCACUUCCCCGCCUACCAGUGGAUGGACGGCUAUGAGACCCUGGCACUCAGAGAGGCCACAGGAAAGACGACAGCAGACGACACGGUGCCGAUCCUUCUGGAGCAUCGACGGGAGGAGAUCAGAGCCAAGCAGGACUUCUACCAUUGGAGGGUCUUCGUUCCCGGCCUGCCCAACUACGUGCACAUCCCUAGUUACCGCCCACCCGCCCGGAGAAACCCCAACCGGCCCGAGUGGAAUGGCUAUAUCCCCGGCUUCCCGAUUCUCAUCAACAUCAAGGCCACCAAGUUCCUGAACUCAAACCUCCGCUACUCGUUCGUCAAGACGGCCUCGUUCUUCUUCCGCCUGGGGCCCAUGUGACCCCAUGCCUCUCUGUCCCUGAGGGGGACCGGGCCGCGUCGUGACGCCCUCACCGCCCCCCCCUCCCCAGAGUACGUGGCCGAGCACUGGGCAGAAGACAGCUUCUUCGGGUACCAGUAUCUCAACGGUAUCAACCCAAGCCUGCUCCGCCGCUGCACGCGCAUCCCGGACAAGUUCCCCGUCACAGACGACAUGGUGGCCCCGUUUCUGGGCGAGGGGACGUGCCUGCAAGCGGAGCUGGAGAAGGGGAACAUUUACCUGGCAGACUACCGCAUCUUGGAAGGCAUCCCCACCAUUGAGCUCAACGGGAGAAAGCAGCACCACUGUGCCCCGCUCUGCCUGCUGCACUUCGGCCCCGAGGGGAACAUGAUGCCCAUCGCCAUCCAGCUCAGCCAGACCCCCGGGCCCGACACCCCCAUCUUCCUGCCCAGUGACUCCGAGUGGGACUGGCUGCUGGCCAAGACGUGGGUGCGCUACGCAGAGUUCUACUGCCACGAGGCCAUCGCGCACCUGCUGGAGACGCACCUCAUCGCGGAGGCCUUCUGCCUGGCCAUGCUGAGGCAGCUGCCCAUGUGCCACCCUCUCUACAAGCUCCUCGUCCCCCACACCCGCUACACCAUCCAGAUCAAUAGCAUCGGGCGCGCCCUCCUCCUCAACGAGGGGGGGCUGUCUGCCAGGAGCAUGUCCCUGGGCCUGCAAGGCUUCGCCGAGGUGAUGGUGCGGGCUCUGGCAGAGACCACCUAUGAGAGCCUCUACCUCCCCAAUGACUUUGUGGAGCGUGGCGUCCAGGACCUGCCGGGAUAUUAUUACCGGGACGACGCCUUGGCCGUGUGGGACGCGCUGGAGAGGUAUGUGACCGAGAUCAUCACCUACUAUUACCCGUGUGACGCAGCUGUGGAGGGUGACCCAGAAUUGCAGUCCUGGGUGCAGGAGAUAUUCAAGCAGUGCCUGCUAGGGCGUGAGAGCUCAGGCUUCCCUCAGUGCCUUCGAACAGUGCCCGAGCUGAUCCGCUAUGUCACCAUCGUCAUCUACACCUGCUCCGCCAAGCACGCCGCCGUCAACACAGGGCAGCUGGAGUACACCGCCUGGAUGCCCAACCUCCCAUCGUCCAUGAGGAACCCACCCAUGCAGGCCAAGGGGCUGACCACUCGGGAGACCUUCAUGGACACGCUGCCGGACGUGAAGACCACAUGCAUCACCCUGCUGGUGCUCUGGACCCUCAGCCGGGAGCCCGACGACAAGCGGCCCCUGGGCCACUUCCCCGACAUCCACUUCGUGGAGGAGGCCCCGCGGAGGAGCAUGGAGGCCCUCCGCCAGCGCCUGGCCCAGAUCUCGCACAACAUCCGCCAGCGCAACAAGGGCCUCCCGGUCCCCUACUACUACCUAGACCCGGUGCUGAUAGAGAACAGCAUUUCCAUCUAGGACGCGCUCCCGCCUCACCUCGCCUCGCCUGCACCUGUUUUCAAAAAAAAAAAAGUCACUUCAAACAGUC